This is a messenger RNA of Momordica charantia (bitter melon), 1778 nucleotides long. RefSeq names its product tRNAisopentenyltransferase 2 (gene IPT2). NCBI's taxonomy places the organism in Eukaryota, Viridiplantae, Streptophyta, Magnoliopsida, Cucurbitales, Cucurbitaceae. Gene Ontology annotation, cellular component: mitochondrion. Gene Ontology annotation, molecular function: tRNA dimethylallyltransferase activity. The record is from RefSeq and is a predicted model, not a curated record. Gene Ontology annotation, biological process: tRNA modification.
CGCCCCAAAUUGUGUUUUAACGAGAUUUAUAGAAAACAGCCGCCAUAAUACAAAACAAAAUACCCCUCUAGAUCGCAUAAAUUCGAGUGGAUGCUCGUCGGAGAAGCGAUGGGCGUGCACGGUGGCACUGGAACGCAGUCUGCAGACCCGGCCAUGGGAUUGGGAAGAGCAAAGCCGAAGGUGGUGGUGAUUAUGGGGCCGACCGGUUCAGGGAAGUCCCGUCUCGCCAUCGAUUUAGCUUCUCACUUCCCCGUGGAGAUCAUCAACGCCGACUCUAUGCAGGUUUAUCAAGGAUUGGACGUUCUCACCAACAAACUCCCCCCUGAAGACCAAAAUGGAGUGCUGCAUCAUCUUCUAGGUACAGUGAGUCCAGACGUUGAAUUCACGGCGAAAGAUUUUCGAGAUUCUGCCAUUCCUGUUAUUGAUGACAUAAUAUCUCGUGGGUGCUUGCCAAUGAUAGUGGGUGGAACAAAUUAUUAUAUACAGGCUCUUGUUAGCCCAUUUCUUCUGGAUGAUUCUGCAGAAAACAUUGGUGAAGGUUGCUCCAGUUAUCCUGGAGAUGAGGUGCUCGGUAUUGAGUUGGAUGAGGGAAGAUAUCGUUUGAAGUAUGACCAUAACCACCUUAAUGAGAUUGAUCCAGUUUCAGCAAACAGAAUCCAUCCUAAUAACCACAGAAAAAUAAAGCAAUACCUGAGUUUGUAUUACCGCACUGGUGUUCUUCCCAGCACACUUUUUCAAGGAAAGGCUGCUGAGAAUUGGGGUCAAGCUGAUAGUUUCAGAUAUGAUUGCUGCUUGAUAUGUGUUGAUGCAUCUGUUCCACAACUUGACCAACAUGUUGAUUCUAGAGUUGAUAGUAUGAUGGCUGCUGGAUUACUUGAUGAGGUCUAUGACAUUUACAAUCCGAGUGCAAACUACACUAGAGGAUUGCGCCAAGCUAUUGGUGUUCGGGAGUUUGAAGAGUUUUUGAGAUAUUACCUACUUAAAGGAAGAUGUGAUAAAGAUAGUGAUGGAAUCAGUCCAAGUAAUUCAAUGGAGGACUGUAAUGAGAUUUUGAAAGAGAAUAUGAGGUCAAUCCUAAAUUUACCAAGUGAUGGUCAAUCCAGUUUGCUAUUGAAAGAAGCCAUAGAUAAUGUAAAGUUGAAUACUAGAAGACUGGUUCGUCGGCAGAGGAGGCAGCUAAAGAGACUGGAAACUUUAUUUGGAUGGAAGAUACACUAUGUUGAUGCCACUGAGUAUAUAUCAUGCAAAGUGGAGGAUUCAUGGACUGCACAAGUUGUUGAACCUGCAGUCCAUAUAAUUAAGUCUUUCCUUGAAGAUAGUUGUUUAGCAACUGAGAAAGCGACCCCACACGAUUCUGGGCAAACAAUAAAAAGGGACUUGUGGACACAAUAUAUGUGCAAGGCUUGUGGGAAUAAAGUACUGAGAGGAGCACAUGAAUGGGAGCAACACAAUCAAGGGCGCACACAUCGGAAACGAAUAUCUCGGCUUAAGAAGUGUGAAGGGCUUUCUUUGAUACAACAGAAACUACCACAAAAGUAACUCCUUAUAGCUUGUGAUCUUCUAAUUUAUUUUCAUUGCCUGAGCCUUGUUGCCUGAUACCUGUGCUGCUGAGGAUCGGCCCUGGGAAUUGGUAUUACAGAGUAGUACUGGCUUUGUUUUUUGGUCUUUUUUAUAACCCUUUAGAUAAAUCUACAUGUGAUUUCGGCUCUUAAGAGUUAAGAGUCGAAUUGUAUAAGCCUAGUCUAAUCUAAUAUUAGCUUUGUCUUGGUUUCUGAUUC